AUGCUUAGGAAACAAACCCCUGGCAGGGCAAGGCCAGCGGACGUCGAAGCAGUGGCUGCCGUGUCGGCGCUUGGGAAAGUGAUGAACCAAGACGGAACGGCUUUGGACCACUCCAAGGUGCGUAAGAGGGAAAGCAUGCUGCCUACACGCGGACGGAGCGGGCGAGGUGGCGUCCGGCGGGCAAGCGCAGAAAGCGCGGGCCGGCGGACGCGCAGCGAGGACGGGAAGGCGGCGCGCAGCGCGCGGGAGCGGCAUAUGGAGGACGAGUUCAACGCAUUUGGCGGGCGGGCGACAGCAGGCGUGGCCAAGGAGGUACCGGCGCGGGGCGGGGCGGACGACGGCCCUGUGAUGACCACGAAGUACGUGCCCAGCCCCCGGGGGUUGGUGAAAGUCACCGUGCCGGUGAGCGCGGGAAGCAGCGCGCACAGCUCACUGCGCAAGUCCGCGUCGAUACACACCGGGAUGAAUAUGCGGCACGGAUCCGGCUCGCGCAGGGCUUCGAUGACGUCUGCGGGUAGUGAUGCGGCCCGCAGGCAGGCAAAAAGCACCGCGGAAAGCUCGAGCGCACGCACGCGGAGCAACAAGCCUAAGCCCAGGCCCUCGGGCGACAGCCACUCGCCAUCCCCGACUACUAGAGCGCCAGUGACUCCCAGACGCACAACGGUCAAAGAUCUUGUUGCGCCACCGCUGCCGGAGGAACCAGAGGACAGCGUCAGCACUUCCGGAAAAGGGGAGUCUAUUGUUCCCCUGAAUGAAAAGGAGGAAGAACAAGAUGAGCAGCCCUUUGACAGUGAAGCAAACGCGAGGAGUUCGCCAAAAACGCCAAAACAAGGCGGCCAUGUCCCUGCCUUGGAGGUUUCGCAGCAUGGCUUUCAAACACCGGUGCCCGAUGGACCGACCAUGGCGGAAUACUUGCAGUCUGCAGACCCGAUUUUGAGUGCGGGGGCAACACAGAGGCAGAGGGAGCUCGAGGAGGCAGAAGCUGCGAGCACUACACCAGAUGGCGACAGGCUAAAGAUUGGAAAGUCCCCUUCACCGAUGAAAUCGGCCAUGAAGAACUCGCCUUCAGCAGGGACCUCGAAGUAUAACCGUCCUCCCUUAGAUACCUCAUCUGCCGCCGAUGGUGCAUACCUUUCCCUUACAACAGCAGAGAAUACGAGGUUGAAUGCGCAGUUGUCCGAUGAUAAGAUGCGGAAAAGCCCUACACUACGGCAACCAAAGAGGCGUGUCUCGGUGCAUUCCCCAAAGACACCAUCUGCAGCAUCUGCAGAUAGAUCUUCCAAGGUCCUGCGCCAAUUUUCCCUAUCUAAACCGCAGGGUCGGACACUCGCUAUGAAUAAGAAUAAUUCUGGGGAAAAGCAGGCGCAGUCCCCGACUUCUCCCAAGAGUAACCAAAAGAAAGUAGACCCAAGUGUACUUUAUCCCCGUGAGCCUCCCAAGAAGAAGUCGAGUUUUGAGCGCGAACGGCCGCAACACAAAAACUUGGGUUUCAAAAACCUCUCUCUCAGAUCGGAGGCUUCGAAUGAGUUUAUGUAUCAGGGGACUUUAGAAGGUGAAAUACAUCAAUCCCCUGGCCAACAUGUAGGUCACGAAACACCGAAGAAGGCCCUCCUUUCAGUGACAGCUGAAGGCUGGAAGUCCAGGUUCUCAGACUCCGACUCGGAAAAUGAUAGCCCUCCAUUCAGCAGCAAUGCCAGUGGCUCCACUCAACCCAGCAGUCAUAGGGAUUCGUCGUUAGCCCAUCAUGGCGGGUUCGGUCUGUUUAAACACAAAGAUCACCAUGGCCACAAACCAAAGCAUUCGCUGGGAGCAAGCCUCGCUUCCGCCAAGCCACAUGAGCCGCAGAAAGCGCGCUUGGCUCCCACGAGCAACCGUGGUUCCAACACCCUGUCAGCAGAGCGCCCCCUAAAGAACCAUAAUAGUUUUAGCGGCAAGCUCAAGAAACUGUUUGGGAAGAAGCACGCGACCUGA
Eremothecium gossypii ATCC 10895 is the source of this 1971-nucleotide messenger RNA. Its product is annotated as ABL037Cp. Bases 1 to 1971 code for a protein of 656 amino acids. The record is from RefSeq and is marked provisional. NCBI's taxonomy places the organism in Eukaryota, Fungi, Ascomycota, Saccharomycetes, Saccharomycetales, Saccharomycetaceae. The transcript has a single exon.